Chelonoidis abingdonii (Abingdon island giant tortoise) is the source of this 3258-nucleotide messenger RNA. Lineage: Eukaryota; Metazoa; Chordata; Testudines; Testudinidae. The record is from RefSeq and is a predicted model, not a curated record.
AUGUAGCUAAGCUACUUACGUACAUUGCUGCUUUGCUGCUGUUUCGAUGGCUUCAGUAGAAGACAGUGGCUCGUAAAUGGUUUCCAAACUGUAUAAAGGGAUGCUACCCAAUUUCAUAUGGCAACACUAUACAAUGUGCCCUUGUUAAGUAUUCACUGCAUGCUGCCUGUAAAUAGCACUGGUCAGAAUAGCCAAAGGUGGUGUGGUUAUAGUAGGCAGCUGUCCUGAUUCUCCCUUCUCGCUGGUGUUUCUACAUGUUAACACUUCCAUGCUGCAGUCUGGUUCAAGGGACAAACUGAAUUUGACAGCUGAGUUUAUGAAGUGUUAAGUCUUUUAGGAAAUCAGAUGGGCCUAAAGAACUUCUUGGAGCAGCUCAUCCUCCUGCUGAAAUUUGUGGAGCGAUGGCAAUUUACACUGGCUCAGGUCCUGUCCCAAGUUGCUUUUGUGGGGGGGAGCAAUCCAAAAGAAUCAAAAUGUUGCUUAGCAGAUUAAUUACCCUUUUUCUUUUAAAAGAGAAAAUAAAGAUUUCCAAAAUGGUUUGUAGUCUAUGGAGAACUUGUUGGUGGUCUUUGGAGAGCUGACUGGUCACAGAGAGGUACAUCUCUCCCUCCUUCUUCAAUGCUUAGCCAAAUGGUUGGCAGUAGUAAUUGUUAGCCAUUUGGUCUGUUCCUGUGUGGCUACAAGGGCUUGACAGGCUGAAAGUCCAAUGUUGGAACACACUUGAUGCACCCAUGUAAUAGGGGGUUUGCCUCUGGGCUAGCUCCACCCCUUGGUUGGUGUAAUUUUAUUCUGGAUGUUACAAGACUUGGAGAACAGUGUUGGCCAGAAUGUCUUGGGGCAUUCUUGCACUUUUUGGAUGUGUUGUUAGAGGCUGUCUGCGGACAAUGGACCCAGUAGUCUGUAGACUGGAGCGACCAUAAACAUCUGCAUUGUAAAUAAAGUCAUUCCACUUUAUGCCCGAUAUGACAUUGACAUUUUGUGUGUCAAGCUUCCAGCACUGCCCAGUCUGAGCAGCACAAUGUCCAUGUUUCGCAACUGUAUAGCACUACGGACAGGAUUCAGCUUGAACAGAUCCUGAAUGUGGUCGCCAUGGUGAGGUGAUGUUGAUUCCAUAUUCGUUGUAAAUGACCCAUGGCAGACGCUGUCAUCCAAUCCAGUGGAGAACCUCCACGUGAGAGCUGGAGGAACUGGAGUGACCGGAAAGUGAAAAAACAAGAUGCCCCAACACCUUGUGAACAUCGUUGCUGUAAGGAGGGGCUGAUUAGAAAUGGCCAUGUUGGGCAGCGGCCACCAUCCAUCAACCCCGAGAGACUGAAAGAUUUUGGGGAGGAGGAUUACCUGAAUGGUGACGUGAAGACUUGGGAAAUGAAGAUCGUGAGCAAUAAUGAGGAAUUGCUCAGAGAUGCCCUUGACCCAGUCACUCAGCCAAACAGUAGAAGCAGCCAGCCAACCUCUAAUAAGCUGAUUCGAUUUGAAGAUAUUAGUGCUGCAGCUUUCAAAAUCCAGAGUGGUGUCCAGAAAACUCCCUGCAUGUAUUCUAGACUUUCAAAGCAAUAUGGAAUGGAUAUCUAUCUAAAGAAAGAGUUCCUUCAGUAUACAGGAUCUGUAAAGGAGCGAGGUGUGCUUUACCUGCUAACAUCUUUACAGCAGGAACAGCAGAAAAAAGGUGUGAUAGUGGCUUCUGACAGUAACUUUUCCAUGGCAGUAGCAUACCAUGCCUCAGAACUCCACAUUCCAGUAUUCGUCAUCAUGUCUACCAGCACUUCACUAGCCAGAGUGAAAAUGUGCCGUGAGUAUGGUGCCUUGGUGAUCUCCUAUGGCACUACAGCCAAGGAUUCCCAGAUCCAUGCAAGGAGGCUGGCCCAAGAGAAUGGCUAUCUAUACCUCGAAGAGGAGGACAGUGCUAUAUACCUGUCAGGGCUGGGUACCAUGGGAUUGGAGAUAUAUGAACAAGUGCCAAAGCUGGAUGCAGUGAUUUUUCCUGCAGGAGGCCACUGUGGAUUGCUAGCAGGAUCAGCUGCUGCCCUCAAACAUCUCAACCCACACAUUGCUGUGAUUGGUGUUGAAUCGGAGAGUUUCCCUGUGUUACAACAAUCAUUAAAGAUAGGCCAUCCUAUUGAAGACCAGGCCUGUAGCAACCAUCAGUUUUAUAGAGAUGUGAGUGGACCUUGCUUUGGUACCAAUUCUUUGCAGUUGACUGGGAAGCUUGUAGACAAGGUUGUUACCGUGAGGGAAGAGGACAUUCUAAUUUCCAUGCUGCGGUUGCUGGAGUUUGAGAGAGCCACGGUGGAUGCGGAAGGGGCUAUUGGACUUGCAGCCUUAAUUGCUGGGAAGCUGCCAGAGUUAAAGAGUAAAAGAGUGGCAAUCACUGUAUGCAGUGGUAACUUGGAGCUACCUUUGAUGAGGCAGUGCAUAGAUCGUGCCCUGACCCUUGACAACAGAGUCUGCAAAUUUUCCCUCCUUCUCUCUGAUUGUCCAAGAGCUAUUUCAAAGCUACUGGAGAUACUGACUCGGGAGGAAGUGAGGGUGCUGGAUAUCAAACAAGAACACAUGUUUGUGAUAUCUGAUCUCUUCACUAUUAAGGUCACCUGCAUUAUAGAGACUAGAGACAAAAUCCACACGGCACAACUCAGAAAUGCUCUCCUGGAACGCUACCCAACAAUGAUGUGGACGGAACGGUGAUGAGCAAAGCGCAAUGGAAAAUGCUGAGGUUCUUUAACCAACACAUUAUGGAAAGCUAAACUUGAGGCACCAGUAACAAAAUAUGCAUAAAUCUUUCCAAACUGAACAGUUAGCAAAUAGCUACAGAAUCAAUUGAUUGAUUGAUUUGCUCGCAAUAAAGUGACUGUCCUUUUGAAAUCAAGUAAAACUUGAAGCAUUAGAUUAGCUCAGGAAAGCUUGAUAGCCUCUGCUUGUGUUGGAGUUCAUUACUAAGUUAUCGAGGCUGUUUGGAUUUUGACUGGGAUGUAGAAUCUUGGCGUGUUCAAUAAGUAAAUAGCAAGAAGACAUUUUUCUUUAGUUCAUAAUGCAGCUCUCUUAUCGCUCUUCAGAUUUUGGUGCCCACUGCUUUAGUGAGCAAUGCAUCCUCCUUCUGCUGGCUUUUCACAUAUUACUACUAUGCUCACUUUGGUUUCCAAGCCAGAGGCAGCACUUCAUCUGCUGAGUCUGCCUUGGCAGUUGUACAAGUGAAUUCAUGUCUGCACAAAAUACCUUCACUUUCAGGGGUGGGAGGAAGAAGGGGGAAGGCUAAUAACACAC